Molecule: messenger RNA, 3180 nt
Organism: Didymodactylos carnosus
Lineage: Eukaryota; Metazoa; Rotifera; Eurotatoria; Philodinida; Philodinidae
Source: the annotation of a GenBank genome assembly
AUGACUACAAUUAGUCCCGGCAUAUCAGCAUCUUCGACAAUGAGUAUACCUUCAAUCUCUCAAACACAAUCACCGUCAGCUGCAGGAGCAACUUAUUCCGAUAUUUCUACAACAAACUCAACUCCUUUGGCAAUUCCUCUUGACUUAAGUACAUUAUGGGUUGAAUAUAAGAGUACUGAUGGAAGAGUUUAUUAUUACAACGCCAAGACGCGUGAUACAACUUGGACAAAACCCGAUGGUCAACGUGUUAUGUCACAAGAGGAAGUCGAUAAAUUACUAGCUAAUCCUUCUGCUGCUCAGGCAGAAUCAACAUCUUCAUCUCCCACUCUUUCUACCACUUCAACAACACGGACGCAAACGGCAUUGGGUGAAAUAGUGAGUGAUAAUGCGAAAGAUGAGAAAACGCUACAAGCAAGUCAAGAUCAAACACGUAUAUCUUCCACUGAAUCUAAAAAUGUUGAUGGUACAUCACCAAACGAUCAAACGAAUCAGCAACCAUCAACUACCUCCGAUCAAUCAGCAUACAAUACGGGACAACGUUACAGUUAUCCACCCACUGGAAUGAUGCCACCAUUUGGAAUGCCACCACAGGCCAUGAUGAGUAUGAUGGGAAUGAUGCCACCCCAUUUACUGGCACACAUGAGUCAUAUGAUGCCACCGGGCUUUCCAUACAUGCCACCAAAUCCUCAAAUGAUGCGUUAUCCAUUUAUGAUGCCACCAUUCAUGCAUCAAACGCCAGGAGCUAUACAACAACAAACUCCAUCAUCUUCAACAAAAACAACGUCUAGCGCUGUUGUUAAUGCCGAAUUACAAAAGUUAAAACAACAAUUAAAUGAACUUGAAGAUAAAUUAUCAGCAGCGAAAAAUGAUGCAGCUGUUUGGUCUGAAUACAAGAAUCCUGAAGAACGAGCCUAUUAUUAUAAUUCAAAGACAACAGAAUCAACGUGGGAUAAACCUUUGGUUUUUACCGAAUUAGUUGAAUUACAAGAGCAAAUAGAUUCAUUAAAAAAAAACAUUCAACAAUCGGAGGAAGAAGCUAAACGUCUUGAACAAGAAACGAAUACUAUUGGUAAUGCAGCUAAAGUGACUGAUGAUAGAAUUUCAUCGUUCGUCAAUGGUUAUACCGUUGAAAAAAUGGAUAUUAAUGACAUACGGCGAAUGAACAACAAAAUGGAUUCAACUACAGGACUAAUUGGACCAGAAGAAAGACGAACAGAUGACGAAAAAUCAAAACAAAAAUCAAGACCAAUCUCAAGCAUACCGGUUUCAGGAACACCAUGGUGUAUUGUAUGGACUAGCGAUGGUAAAGCAUUUUAUCAUAAUCCAACACAACAUUUAUCUCUAUGGGAUAAGCCUGAAGAUUUGAUAGGGCGUACUGAUGUUGAUACUAUAUUGAGUGAACCACCUAAACAGGUUGAUCCAGCUGUUUUACGCGCUGUGGUCAAGAAGAAACUGGAUCCAAAGUCAAGUGAAGAUGAACCAGAGUCAAAAAAAUUAAAAAGCGAUACAACUACAGCGGCUAAAGCAAAAGUCGAACAAACUAUAAUUAACACUCCCUCUUCAAACACUAGUAUUACUAAUGGUACCAGUCGGGUAGACGUGAAGAAGGAAGAUGACGAAGAAGAAGGGACUGAUGGAAAUAAUGGAGAAAAUGUUACCACUAAUACUUCGAAUACUUAUAAUUCCGUUAGUUUAACAACAGACGAUUCUACCAGCAAAAUUCAGCCGACUCGAAUUGCUGCUGGAAAAGAUGCGGCAAUUGAAGCAGAAGCAAAAGCUGCACAACAACGCGCUGUUGUGCCAUAUGAAACGAGAAUGAAACAAUUCCGUGAAAUGUUAGCAGAAAAAGAAGUAUCAGCAUUUGCAACAUGGGAAAAAGAAUUAAAUAAAAUUGUUUUUGAUCCAAGAUAUUUAUUACUCACAGCCAAAGAACGUCGACAAGAAUUUGAUAAAUUUGUUAAAGAACGAGCUGAUGAAGAGCGUAAAGAAAAGGCAGCAAAAUUAAAAAUGAAAAAGAAACAAUUUCAUGAUUUAUUAAAAGAUGCUAACUUAAGUACAAGAACAACGUUUAAUGAAUUCUCAUCACGUUAUGGUAAAGAUGAGCGUUUUCGUGCUAUUGAAAAGUCGCGUGAUCGUGAAGCAUGGUUUCAAGAAUAUUUAAUUGAACUUAAACGACGAGAAAAAGAAGAUCGUUAUAGUGAUAAAGAAAAAUUGAAAACGGAUUUUUUUUCAAUGUUAAAACCAUUGAAACUGACACGAAAAUCAUCAUGGUUCGAUAUCAAACGUACAAUUGAACAUGAUCAACGUUACAAAGCAAUUGAUUCAAGUUCAAAACGAGAAAAUUGGUUUCAAGAGUUUUUAUCAAAAUAUGCAAUUGAAAGUGAGAAAACCGAGUCAAAAACUGAUGCACUAUCAGAGGCUGAUGAAGAAGAGAAAGUACGACAACGUGAGAAAGAAAAACAAGAACGUAUUGAUGCAAGUAUAAAGAAACGUACAGAAGAGGUAAAAGAACAAUUAUCAACGUACCAACGUGAAUUGGAAAAAGAGCGUGAACAAUUGAAAAAAGAAAAAGCAGUUGAAAAUUUCAAAGCAUUAUUAACUGAUAUGGUUCGAACGCCUGAUGUUGAUUGGAAAGAUACAAAAAAAUUACUACAUAAAGAUCAACGAUGGGAACAAUGUAAACAAUUAGAACGUGAACAUCGAGAAAAUUUAUUUGAUGAACAUAUAAAUCAAUUACAAAAGAAACGUAAAACAGCAUUUCAUCAAUUAUUAAACGAAAAACAAGACAUUGUAACGUUGACAUCAACAUGGAAAGAAGUAAAAAAAGCAAUUAAAAAUGAUCCACGUUUUGAAAAAUUUUCUACUAGUGAUAAAAAGAAAGAAAAAGAAUUUGAUGAAUAUAUUAAACAAAAAUAUCUUGAUGCAAAAAAUGACUUUAAAGAGUUAUUACGAGAAACAAAAGUCAUAACACAUAAAUCAUUGCAAAUGAUCAAUGAAUCUGAACAACAGCUUCGUGAUAUUGAAAUUAUACUUAAAAAUGACAAACGCUAUUUGUCUCUUGAUGUUGCACCGGAAGAACGAAAGAAAGCUUUGAUGUCUUAUCUUGAAGAAAUCGCUGUCAAAGGUCCACCGCCACCACCCACAGCUUCGGAACCAAAUUCUAGACGAAAAAUUCAAUAG